Messenger RNA from Sesamum indicum (sesame), 942 nucleotides. RefSeq names its product Lactoylglutathione lyase / glyoxalase I family protein. NCBI's taxonomy places the organism in Eukaryota, Viridiplantae, Streptophyta, Magnoliopsida, Lamiales, Pedaliaceae. The record is from RefSeq and is a predicted model, not a curated record.
AGUGGUGCUCUGCCACCCAAAGUCCUCAGCCGUGAACUGGUUUUUGUCGUUGAGUGGCUUUUAACCACUCUUUCUAUACACCUAAGUAUGAACCAAUUUCGCUAAUUAUUCUCACAGGUGAAGCUCCAUUCAUGGCUUCUCUACUGAGCCCACCUCUCAAUUUGCCUCUCAACAAGAAUGAUGGAAAUGCAGGAACUCUUGUAAUGAAAACACUGUCAAAGAGAGAUUAUAUGCUUUUUAGGAAAAAUGGACGGCACAAUGUUCAGUUUCCGGUAAUAAAAAGUAAAGCAUCCACAGAGACAGAUGUGCUUGCGAAGGAUUCUGUGAAUGUUGAGGCAGCUGAAGACAGGGAUGAUUUCGGUGUGGUCGGUGUUCACCAUGUUGGAAUCUUGUGCGAGAAUCUUGAACGGUCCCUGCACUUUUACCAGAAUAUCCUCGGUCUACCUAUAAAUGAGGCGCGGCCACAUGAUAAACUCCCAUAUAGGGGUGCUUGGUUGUGGGUCGGCUCUGAGAUGAUACAUCUGAUGGAGCUUCCAAAUCCUGAUCCACUAACGGGACGACCAGAGCACGGUGGUCGAGAUCGUCAUGCUUGCAUAGGGAUUCGAGAUGUGUCUAAACUAAAAGACAUCCUUGAUAAAGCUGGCAUUCCAUAUACCCUUAGUCGCUCGGGGAGACCAGCGAUUUUCACACGAGAUCCAGACGCCAAUGCACUUGAAUUUACACAGGUCGACUGAUGCAUUUUGUGACGAACAAUUACAUACCUAAUCCUUUAAAUGCGUAUGAAAGAGAACCUUUUGUACUGGACAAUCUUCAGGCUUGGAUCGGUAAGAAAUGUUUAUCAUCACUCUCUGUAUAUGUUUUUGUGCACGAUGAAAGCUCCCUGUAGUGAAUGACCACGGAUGCAAAAGCUGGAAAUAACGCAGUCGAUGGUUUUACAUAUGA